UUAAAACAUCAAUCUGGCAACCCUGAGCAACAGCACGGUAAACAGCUGAAAAGCGACGGAGCUCUGCGUCAGGUUUACUGCUGAGACACAAGCACGAGUGAGAGCGGCAGCACAGGAUGAUAGCUGAAGUGUUUUCUCUCACAACACUCAAUACAUAUCUACAUCAGAAUAGUUCAUAAGAGAACUCAAGACGGACCUGAGGGUGCAGUUUUGUUGUCCAAACUUAAGUUAUUAUAAACAGACGAUGAACGAUAUUAAAGUUGCUGUUCUUGGAGGAGAAGGAGUCGGGAAAUCAGCGCUCAUUGUGCGAUUCCUAACCAGGAGAUUUAUCGGAGAGUACGCCUCAUCAUCAGAGUGUAUAUACAGAAAACGCAUGUCCGUUGAUGGAAGGCAGCUGAAUCUGGAACUUUACGACCCAUGUUCCCAGCCCUGUGACGGAAAGUCCACUCUGAACGAGCAGAUCCACUGGGCUGAUGGCUUUGUGGUGGUGUACGACAUCAGUGACCGCUCCUCUUUCAUCACUGCUACAGCUAUCGUGCACCUGAUCCGAGAGCUCAACCUGGGAGCAGCCAAAAGGGAGUCUGAGUCGGUGGUGUUCUUGGUGGGAAAUAAACAAGACCUGUGCCACAUGCGUGAGGUGGGCAAGGAGGAAGGUCAGAGGUUGGCGACAGAUGGGCGCUGCCAGUUCUACGAGCUCUCCGCUGCCGAGUGCUACCAGGAGGUGGCACUCAUGUUCACAAAGUUGGUGCGCAACGCAAGUGUGAGCGGAAAAGCUAAAGAGCGCCGGCGCCGACCCAGCGGCUCUAAGUCCAUGGCUAAACUGAUCAACAAUGUGUUUGGCAAGAGGCGGAAAUCAGUGUGAUCCAGUAACCAGAGGAAGAAGAGAUAUGCAUGGACACUUCUGGUGCCAUAAUCAUAAGAGAUGCACUUAGCUUCUUACUGGAGUAUAAAGAGGAUCAAAGAUCAACAUGGUUAUUUCUGCCUACUGCAUGUGAUUAUCUAUAAAAAUGUCACAUCCGAAUGUUAGCAGUAGGGUGUUUUGGGUGACCAUUUUUGGUUGACAUUAUCCACUGUUUGCCAUAAAUGUCCCAACUGUGAACACUAAAAGUUUCAGAGUUGGACAAUACAUAAAAUUGGCAAAUAUA
Ictalurus furcatus (blue catfish) is the source of this 1145-nucleotide messenger RNA. RefSeq names its product RERG/RAS-like a (gene rergla). Lineage: Eukaryota; Metazoa; Chordata; Actinopteri; Siluriformes; Ictaluridae. The transcript is spliced from 5 exons. Gene Ontology annotation, molecular function: GTPase activity; GTP binding. Bases 245 to 862 code for a protein of 205 amino acids. The record is from RefSeq and is a predicted model, not a curated record.